Molecule: messenger RNA, 559 nt
Organism: Hemicordylus capensis (graceful crag lizard)
Lineage: Eukaryota; Metazoa; Chordata; Lepidosauria; Squamata; Cordylidae
Product: claudin-7-like
Exons: 1
Coding region: 71-559 (162 amino acids)
Biological process (GO): bicellular tight junction assembly; cell adhesion
Cellular component (GO): plasma membrane; bicellular tight junction
Molecular function (GO): structural molecule activity
Source: RefSeq, a predicted model, not a curated record
CUUCGCUCCUGCUCCGUCGUCGAGUCGGCCUUUUCUCCUCCUCCUCCUCCUCCUCCCUCUUUCCUCCGCCAUGGCCAACUCAGGCUUGCAACUGCUGGGCUUCGCGCUGGCCCUGCUGGGCUGGAUCGCCACCAUCGUGGCCACCAUCCUGCCCCAGUGGCAAAUGUCCUCCUACGCCGACGGCAACAUCAUCACCGCCGUGGCCGUCUACCAGGGCCUCUGGAUGACCUGCGCUUGGCAGAGCACCGGCCAGAUCCAGUGCAAGGUCUACGACUCGGUGCUGAGUCUCAAAGCCUCCCUCCAAGCCACGCGGGCCCUGAUGGUGGUCUCCAUCGUGCUGGGCGUGAUCGGCAUCUGCAUUGCCACCAUGGGGAUGAAGUGCACCCACUGCGGAGGCGACGACAAGACCAAGAAGGCUCGGAUUGCCAUGACGGGGGGCAUCAUCUUCCUCAUUGCGGGUCUGGCUUCGCUGAUCGCUUGCUCGUGGUACGGGAACCAGAUUGUGCAAGACUUCUACAACCCCCUGACCCCCAUGAAUUUCAAAGCAGGGUCUUGGUAG